UAGGGCUAACCCUUUCAUCGCAUUUUCACGAAAAAAAACGCUUUGGAAUUCUAGGGUUUCUCUUCGCUCGAUUUGUUCAUUGACCGAAACGCGAUGAGCGCAGUAAACAUUACCAACGUCACCGUACUUGACAAUCCGGCGCCUUUCCUCCACCCUUUUCAAUUCGAAAUUUCCUAUGAGUGCCUCGUUUCCCUCAAGGAUGAUUUGGAAUGGAAGCUUAUUUAUGUAGGAUCCGCCGAGGAUGAGACUUAUGAUCAGCUUCUAGAAAGUGUGCUUGUAGGGCCUGUAAAUGUUGGAAAUUACCGCUUUGUCUUCGAGGCUGAUCCUCCAGACUCAUUGAAAAUCCGGGAAGAAGAUAUCAUUGGCGUGACUGUAUUGCUAUUGACAUGCUCUUAUCUAGGUCAGGAAUUUAUCCGAGUAGGAUACUAUGUGAACAACGAUUAUGGCGAUGAGCAACUUAGAGAGGAGCCUCCACAAAAGGUAUUGAUUGAUAAAAUUCAAAGAAAUAUAUUGGCUGAUAAACCUCGGGUUACUAAGUUCCCAGUAAAUUUCCACCCUGAAAAUAAUGAAAAUGGAGACCAACCACCUACUACACCUGAUCUUACCAAUGCUGAACUGAAUGAAAAUGGUGAUGAUGAGAAGAUACAGCCACCUUCUCCAGUUAAACAAAAUGAUGUUCAAUGUGAGCCAAGUAACAAGAAUGAGUUGCCUGCAUAGAAAGCUCUGCCUGUUUUUUGCUUCUUUUUUCACUUGGAGGAUUUGACAUGUUAUUGUUUUGAAUGCAUUUGAAGUAGAACCAUUGAAACAUGAAGAUUAUUAUAAAUGCUUGAUCAAGAACAAUGAAUAUAUUUCUCAACUUAGAGGUUGUUAGUCAA
This is a messenger RNA of Impatiens glandulifera, 875 nucleotides long. Its product is annotated as probable histone chaperone ASF1A. Gene Ontology annotation, cellular component: nucleus. Lineage: Eukaryota; Viridiplantae; Streptophyta; Magnoliopsida; Ericales; Balsaminaceae. The transcript is spliced from 3 exons. Gene Ontology annotation, biological process: DNA replication-dependent chromatin assembly. Gene Ontology annotation, molecular function: histone binding. The record is from RefSeq and is a predicted model, not a curated record. Bases 94 to 717 code for a protein of 207 amino acids.